AGUUUAGAUAGUUAAACAAAUUGGCGCCAGCUUAGCCUUCUGUAUUGGAUAUUUUAUUUUUACUAGGGUAUUUUAGUUAAAAAGUCGCUUUUAUCGAAAUUAUAAAGAUGAAUAUUCAAUAUUGUAGUAUUGAUCAAAUAGCAGAUUGCGAGUUAAACGACCAAACUCAACCUUUUCCCUUUAAAGAGAAAAGAAAAUUUACUGUUGCUGUGGAAGGAAAUAUUGGCUGCGGAAAAACAACUUUUCUAAAGCACUUCGAAAAUAAAAAAAAUGUUGAGGUUCACAAAGAGCCAAUUGAGAUGUGGACGGAUAUUAAAGGUCACAAUACAUUAGAUCUUAUGUAUAAAGAUCCUCAGAGAUGGAGUUUAACCUUUCAAUCGUACGUACAAUUGACAAUGCUAAAAGUACACCAAGCACCACAAGAGAAAUCAAUUAAAUUGAUGGAGAGGACAAUACAUAGCGGAAGAUACUGUUUCAUUGAAAAUCUCCAUAAGAGCAAUGUUCUACCAAAUGUUGAUUAUGCUGUGUUAUCGGAAUGGUAUGAUUGGUUGGCCAGUUCUGGAAAAGUUAAUGUGGAUAUGAUAGUUUACUUAAGAGCUCAACCAGAGACUUGUUUAGAAAGAAUUCGUAAAAGGAACCGAUCAGAAGACUGCGACGUUCCAUUGAGUUAUUUACAAUCUAUUCACGAAUUGCACGAAGAUUGGUUAAUAAAGCAACAAAAUUACAAUUUAAAAGCUCCAAUAUUGGACUGUGGUUGUUCAGCUACAAAUAGAAAGAAUGACUUGUCGACUCAAAAAUCAGAAGAUUCUUUAAAUUCGUGCAAUGACUCUCCUGUUGAAACCUCUGACAAGUUUGAAAGAACCAAUCAGAUGGUUCUAAUAAAAGGAGGAUCAUUCAAUAUGGGAGAGAAAAAGCCAUUUAUACCUGCAGAUGGGGAGGGUCCGACUCGUAAAGUGCAUUUAAGUUCUUUUUAUAUGGACGUUCAUGAGAUAUCUAAUUACGAAUUUGAAAAAUUUGCGAAAGCAGAAAAUUAUGUCACUGAAGCAGAGAAAUUUGGCAACUCUUUCGUUUUAGAAGGUUUCUUAAGUGAAAAAGUGAAGGAGGGCAUUACACAGGCAGUUGCAGCUGCCCCAUGGUGGCUUCCAGUUGACAAGGCUGAUUGGCGCCAUCCUGAAGGACCGGAUUCAUCUCUUGAUGGGAGAUAUGAUCAUCCGGUAAUUCAUGUUUCAUAUAAUGACGCUAGUGCUUAUUGCAAAUGGGCCGGGAAAAGACUUCCUACUGAGGCUGAGUGGGAGUUUGCAUGUCGGGGAGGUAAAGAAAGUCGCUUGCAUCCUUGGGGAAAUGCAGAAUAUCCUAAAGGUCAAAACAGAAUGAAUAUUUGGCAAGGCCAAUUUCCAACUGAAAAUACGAUGGGAGAUGGAUAUAGGGGAACUGCCCCAGUUACCGAAUAUGAAUAUCAAAACUCUUUUGGAUUAAAGAAUAUGGUGGGAAAUGUUUGGGAAUGGACUAGCGAUUGGUGGACAACUAUUCAUGAUUCUACACCAACCAGUAAUCCAAUAGGACCGAAAGCAGGUACUGAAAAAGUCAAGAAAGGCGGAUCGUAUAUGUGCACUAAGCAAUAUUGCUACCGUUAUCGUUGUGGCGCUAGAAGUAACAAUACUCCCGAUAGUUCAGCCGCAAAUUUAGGAUUUCGCUGUGCAUCAACAAAAUUGCCUGAUUACUUAAAAAGAGAUGAAUUAUAG
Messenger RNA from Dimorphilus gyrociliatus, 1742 nucleotides. NCBI's taxonomy places the organism in Eukaryota, Metazoa, Annelida, Polychaeta, Dinophilidae. The record is from the annotation of a GenBank genome assembly.